AUGGAGCCUGCCCGAGUCUCCAGCACGAACCCGUUUAUUAUUCGCCUUGAGGACACCGACCAGACACGAUUCGUCCAUGAUGCGGAGUCACGUCUGUAUCAAGAUAUGCAGUGGGCUGGCCUGACCUGGGCUGAAGGUCCCGACAAGGGAGGGCCUUUUGGCCCGUACAAGCAAUCUGAACGACUUGAACUGUACAGGAACCAUGUGGACGUGCUCUUGGAAAAAGACCGUGCUUUCCGUUGUUUCUGCACAAAGGAGGACCUCGAGUUCAACCUACAGCAAGCCACCUCCAGCGGCGCCACGGCUCAUUACCCCGGCACAUGCAUGGGCAUAUCGAAGUCUGAGUCUGACAGGCGAGCUGCAAACGGCGAGCCGCACGUCGUACGGUUCAAGACAUCCGACGUCCCGGUAUCUGCGCCAGACCUGGUCUACGGCGCUUACAAGAAGGCCGAGCGCGAGGACAACUUCAUCAUCAUGAAGAGCGAUGGCUUCCCCACCUACCACUUCGCGAACGUAGUGGACGACCAUUUCAUGGAGAUAACUCACGUCAUACGUGGUGCCGAGUGGCUCAUAUCAACCCCCAAGCACGUCGAGCUAUACAACGCAUUCGGUUGGCAACCCCCUAAUUUUGCACACGUAGGCCUGCUUGUGGACCAUCAACGGCAAAAGCUAAGCAAGAGGGACAUUGAUAAUAUCGGGAUAUCGGUCUUCCGUGACAACAACAUCAUGCCUGAGACCCUGCUCAAUUUCUCGGUCUUGCUUGGCUGGGAUCCUAGCCUGCAAAAUCGGCCACAUCUGGACAAGAGGGGAAGAAUGACACUGGAGGAGAUGAAGCAAAAUUUCACACGAGGAGACAUAGUAGUCGAUCUGGCGAAGCUCAAGUUCUUCCAGAGUCGAUUCACACGUGAAUUGAUAAGUGGUGACAUACCGGAUCCUAUCACCCUGAGUAACCGGAUCCUCAAGCCAAUACAAUCUGAGCUGGAGCGGCUCAAACAGGACUUGUCCAAAGGUUCGGUAUCGGAAGCCGUGGCGGAAGUCGUUGGAGACAAACCCGAAAAGCGCAUAGAUAUGAAGCGCCAACCGGAGGAGCUCACGGAGAAAUAUAUCCACGAGGUCCUCAAAGCUUCGAAAGGCCCUGUGGGCAAUCAUCGGCAGUUCAUUAGUGAUAACCUGUAUGCUUUCUGGCCACCGUCGACCCCGGCUUACAAGAGCAGCUUCAUGGAGUUGCAAACCGGUAUGAACCGCAUUAAAAUGAUGCAAAAAACUAAGAAAAUCUUGAACAUGGACAUUUCCAAGGUACUACUGCAGCUCAGGAAUCUACUGGACGAGCUGUCAGAAGACAAGUGGACUUUGGAGAAUGUCGGCACCAAGGCCAAGGAACUUGCUGACUCUGUCACGUAUUACAACACUGAGAAAGAUCACAUCAUGGAUAACGGCGCUGGAUGGAAGUUUCUACGGUGGGGUCUCCUCGUUGGGAUGCCUGGGCUGUCGGUCGUCCCUGUGAUGGUGCUCCUGGGCCGUGAAGAAUCGCUCCGGCGCCUCAGAGUAGCGCGCAAGGCUGCCGCAGACGAAGAAGGAAAGCUCGCGGCUGAGGCUAGCAGGGCAGCAAAGCAACGAAAGCGCGAGCUUCUACAAGCCAGAUACAUGGGGGGCCCAACGGACGGAUAUCGCGAAACGCCCGAGGAAAAGGUGAGCGAGCCUCGGAAUGUGAAGAUACGGCUCCACGAAGAUGAGUCGACGUUUACCCCGAAGAAAGCUGAGAAGUUCUUAAGGCCGAUACACCCUGAGUCAUCCGUACCAGAGCUAGGACCUUUCGUGUCUCAGCCGCCGCCAGAGAGAGUCCCCGACCAAGACAAGAAAAGACGGCCGCCCAGUCAGUUCAUCAGCCCCAAGGCCUUCAAGGAUGGCUACUACCGCCUCUCGGACGGGAGACAGUCCGAUUCUCCCCACGCUCCUCCUUCAGAGAAGCGCAUUGAGAAGCGGCCGAGGACUCAGCCGGCCAGCGACUCAUGGCCAGCAGUCGAAGAGGGAGCUUUUGGAAAAGAGGCCAGCGUUAGUAGGCCUGAGAGUCUUAACACACGAACAGCCACACAUCACCCGACAGACAGACCUGGCCAGAUGUCAAGACCAAGGCCUACUGAAAACAAGCGUGUCCCGCCUAUCCAUGUUGAAAAUGAGGAUUUCCCGCCCGUUCCUUUCCAGACACGCAUGUCUGCCGAUGAAGUCGAAGCCCACUUGAAGAGUCUGAUGGCUUUGCAGAAUGAGACGAGGAUGAGACAGGCCUUGAACUCGGUACCAAACCGACUCAAGAGGCCUACGCGUGGCGAUAUUCCCAGUGAUAUCCGCGAUACGGCUGGGCCUUUUUAUUGCGGCGAGCCUGUGCCUCAUCCACUCAGAAGCCAGGCGCAUAGUGCCAGAGUUGGCGCUGGGAUGGCCGAAGUUGAGCAAAAGUUGGGUCGGUCCUGGGCCAAGCCCGGAGACUCAAAUGGUACUAAAAAGCCGAACGGUUCACAGCAAUGA
Molecule: messenger RNA, 2520 nt
Organism: Diaporthe amygdali
Lineage: Eukaryota; Fungi; Ascomycota; Sordariomycetes; Diaporthales; Diaporthaceae
Exons: 3
Coding region: 1-2520 (839 amino acids)
Biological process (GO): glutamyl-tRNA aminoacylation
Molecular function (GO): ATP binding; glutamate-tRNA ligase activity; tRNA binding
Source: RefSeq, a predicted model, not a curated record